AUGGUCCAAAGGUUGGGAGGAGGUUCGGUGUUAUGGUUUGUCGCGGUCGUCUCAAUGUCGACCAGCUCGGAACCGCUGCAAUCUGCUGGUCACGCGAACCACGUCGGAAGUUUAAAGCCUUCGGCGUCGUCGUUGGUCGGAGAUACCAUGUCCUCGACGAACGACGUUCCGUUCGACUGGUCUUCCGAUUACGAGAUGGCUGUCGUCUACAUCACGUCCGCUUGGACCGAAUUCGGCGAUGUGCGUUCGUCCGACGCACCCCUGGGCAUUAUUGCCGAAAACGGAUUUCUCAAUUACUGCGUUAGGUUCAAGACCAAGUUGGCCGCUUGGGCUAAGUCCUUACAAGACAGGCCCGACGUGAGUGAAACGGUGAAAAAAGCUGUUUCCAGCUGGUAUACAGCCAUCGACACACUGUCGCAGGACAAUUGGAAUCUUCCCGACGCCCUCACUUUGGAGUCGUUUAGAAAACAAUUCAUGACCGCGUACAAGCACUUGGUGCUCAACGGUGCCGAAAUUUACGAAAAAUCGGAUUCCGAAAUCGUGAAACGGGACGUGGACGGAUUCACGAGAGACGUUGCCGAUAUGAUGAUCUGGAUACUCAAAGGAAUUUCGAAACAAGUCCGAAGCAUUCCCGAGAAACGCGACACGGAAUAUUAA
Molecule: messenger RNA, 657 nt
Organism: Macrosiphum euphorbiae (potato aphid)
Lineage: Eukaryota; Metazoa; Arthropoda; Insecta; Hemiptera; Aphididae
Source: the annotation of a GenBank genome assembly